Molecule: messenger RNA, 3918 nt
Organism: Fulmarus glacialis (Northern fulmar)
Lineage: Eukaryota; Metazoa; Chordata; Aves; Procellariiformes; Procellariidae
Gene: AP3D1
Product: adaptor-related protein complex 3, delta 1 subunit
Exons: 32
Coding region: 1-3633 (1210 amino acids)
Biological process (GO): Golgi to vacuole transport; synaptic vesicle budding from endosome; neurotransmitter receptor transport, postsynaptic endosome to lysosome
Cellular component (GO): endosome membrane; membrane coat; terminal bouton
Source: RefSeq, a predicted model, not a curated record
AUGGUUGGGGAGGACGGCAAGGGUUACAGCCAGGAGUACCUGCACCCCGUACAAGACUUGUGCUGUGUCUCUUCAGGCGCAAAAUACAUCUCCCAGUGCAUCGAUGAGAUCAAGCAGGAGCUGAAGCAGGAUAACAUUGCCGUGAAAGCAAAUGCAGUCUGCAAACUUACAUAUUUACAGAUGCUGGGCUACGACAUCAGUUGGGCUGCUUUCAAUAUUAUUGAAGUCAUGAGUGCAUCAAAGUUUACAUUCAAAAGAAUCGGUUACCUAGCUGCCUCUCAGUGCUUUCAUGAAGGGACUGAUGUAAUUAUGUUGACUACUAAUCAGAUCCGAAAGGAUCUGAGUAGCCCUAACCAGUAUGAUACUGGAGUUGCACUGACUGGCUUGUCCUGUUUUGUUACUCCAGAUCUUGCCAGGGACUUGGCAAAUGACAUCAUGACACUGAUGUCUCAUACAAAGCCUUAUAUCAGGAAGAAGGCAGUGUUAAUCAUGUACAAAGUUUUUUUGAAAUACCCAGAGUCCCUCCGUCCUGCAUUUCCUCGCCUUAAAGAGAAACUUGAAGAUCCAGAUCCUGGUGUGCAGUCUGCUGCAGUAAAUGUUAUUUGUGAGCUGGCUCGACGCAAUCCCAAAAACUACCUUUCCCUUGCUCCACUCUUUUUCAAGUUGAUGACGUCGUCAACCAAUAAUUGGGUUCUCAUUAAAAUUAUAAAACUGUUUGGUGCUCUUACUCCAUUAGAACCUAGGCUGGGAAAGAAACUGAUUGAGCCUCUGACCAACCUCAUCCAUAGCACCUCUGCCAUGUCUCUCUUAUAUGAAUGUGUGAACACAGUAAUAGCAGUUUUGAUCUCUCUGUCCUCUGGGAUGCCUAAUCACAGUGCUAGCAUCCAGCUUUGUGUUCAGAAGUUAAGGAUAUUGAUAGAAGAUUCUGACCAGAACUUGAAGUACCUGGGACUGUUAGCUAUGUCCAAAAUCCUGAAAACGCAUCCUAAAUCAGUUCAAUCUCACAAGGAUCUCAUUCUCCAAUGUUUGGAUGACAAAGAUGAGUCUAUCCGACUCAGAGCUUUAGAUCUCCUGUAUGGCAUGGUAUCGAAGAAGAACUUGAUGGAGAUAGUGAAGAAACUGAUGAUUCACGUGGAUAAAGCAGAAGGGACGACAUACCGGGAUGAGCUGCUGACCAAAAUCAUAGAUAUUUGUAGUCAGUCCAAUUAUCAAUAUAUCACAAACUUUGAAUGGUACAUAAGCAUCUUGGUGGAGCUGACCCGGUUGGAAGGCACACGACAUGGGCACCUUAUAGCAGCUCAGAUGUUAGAUGUAGCUAUCAGAGUUAAAGCUAUUCGUAAAUUUGCAGUUUCUCAAAUGGCCAUGCUUCUGGACAAUGCUCAUCUCAUAGCCAGCAACACCCAGAGAAAUGGCAUCUGUGAGGUGCUUUAUGCUGCUGCUUGGAUAUGUGGGGAGUUCUCUGAACACCUUGAGGAAGCAAACCAAACUUUAGAAGCAAUGUUGAGGCCUAAAGUUACAACUCUACCAGGCCACAUCCAGGCAGUUUAUGUCCAGAACAUGGUGAAGCUCUAUGCAUCCAUCCUGCAGCAGAAAGAGCAAUCUGGGGAAAAGGAAGCAGCUCAGGAAAUUACACAGCUGAUGAUUGAGCGUUUGCCUCAGUUUGUACAGAGUGCAGAUCUAGAAGUUCAGGAGAGGGCUUCUUGCAUCCUUCAGCUAAUAAAAUAUAUUCAGAAGCUACAAAUAAAAGAAGUACCUGUAGCUGAGGAAGUAAUAGCCCUGUUUGCUGGUGAGCUGAACCCUGUGGCUCCUAAAGCACAGAAGAAAGUACCAGUUCCAGAGGGCUUGGACCUUGAUGCCUGGAUCAAUGAACCUCCAUCAGACAGUGAGUCUGAAGAUGAAAAGCCCAAAACAAUUUUUCAUGAUGAGGAACAAAGGCAUUCCAGACAUAGACAGCCAGAAAUAGAUGAAGAGGAACUGGCCAGACGUCGAGAAGCCCGGAAACAAGAACAGGCAAACAACCCGUUUUAUAUUAAAAGCUCUCCUUCCCCGCAGAAGCGAUACCAAGACACUCCAGGUGUGGAACAUAUACCUGUGGUCCAGAUCGACCUUUCUGUCCCCUUAAAAGUCCCAGGUAUGCCUAUGUCUGACCAGUAUGUGAAACUGGAAGAAGAGCGAAGGCAUAAACAGAAACUGGAGAAAGACAAGAAAAAGAAAAAACAGAAAAAGGAGAAGAGAGGUAAACAUCAUCGCCAUAACUCUCUGCACACGGAGAGUGAGGAGGAUAUUGCUCCAGCUCACCAUGUCGAUAUUAUAACAGAAGAGAUGCCAGAGAAUGCUUUGCCCAGUGAUGAAGAUGACAAAGAUCCGAAUGAUCCAUAUAAGGCACUUGAUAUAGAUCUGGAUAAACCCUUAGCAGACAGUGAGAAGCUGCCAGUGCAGAGACACAGAAAUGUUGAGACCCUGAAGUCACCAGACUCAGAAGUUCCCCUAGCAGAGAAGAAGAGCAAGAAACCCAAAAAGAAGGAAAAGAAACACAAAGAAAAAGAGAGAGACAAAGGAAAGAAAAAAGAGAAAGAGAAGAAGGUAGUAGAGGAGGAAGAAGAAAAAAAGGGGGAAGACUUGGAUUUCUGGCUCUCCACUGCUCCACCAUCUGCUUCCACUACCCAGCCACAGAGUGAGCCUGAAGUGGGUGCUGCUACUGUGGCUGAACCUCAAGAGGUAAAAAAGGAAGAAAGGGAAGAGCGAGAGGAGGAGGAGGAGGAUGAAGGAAAGAAAUCCUCCAAGCAUAAGAAGAAGAAGCACAAGAAAGAGAAAGAAGAGAAAUCAAAGGAUAAAAAGAAAUCCAAAAAGAAGAGUCAUCACAGCGAGGAGGAGACAACAGAGUCGGUGCAGAAUGGAACACUAGAUGAUGAACCACUACCACCUAUGUCCAGUUACCGCCUUCUUGCUGAAAAUCCAUAUAUUAAAAUGACCUAUGAUAUUCAAGGAAACCUCCAGAAUGAUAGUCAAGUUACUGUCUCUGUUAUCUUUGAGAACAAAAGCACUAGCUUCCUUAAGAGCAUGGAACUAAAUGUCCUGGACUCUCUCAACACUAAAAUGCUCCGACCAGAAGGAUCAUCAGUACAUGAUGGGAUACCUGUGCCCUUCCAGCUACCCCCUGGAAUCUCUAAUGAAGCCCAGUUUGUGUUUACACUUCAGAGUAUUGUUAUGGCUCAGAAGUUAAAAGGAACACUGUCCUUUAUAGUCAAAAAUGAUGAAGGUUCAACCCAUGAAAAACUAGAUUUCAAAUUGCACUUCAGUUGCGCUUCAUACUUGAUCACGACGCCUUGCUAUAGUGAUGCUUUUGCCAAGCUCCUAGAGUCUGGAGAUCUGCACAUGAGUUCUAUUAAAGUAGAUGGAAUUAGCAUUUCUUUCCAACAUCUACUGGCAAAGAUCUGUUUUCAUCAUCAUUUUUCAGUUGUGGAACGCGUUGAUUCGUGUGCAUCAAUGUACAGUCGUUCUAUCCAAGGCCAUCACGUCUGCCUACUGGUAAAAAAGGGAGAGAACUCUGUAUCCAUAGAUGGGAAAUGUAAUGAUUCCACCCUGCUUAGCAACUUGUUGGAUGAGAUGAAAGAGACAUUGUCCAAGUGCUGAAUAUUCCUUAUAAAAUAUUCCAACUACAAGAAACACACCUAACGUGUAAAGACGAGCAGACCCAAGUGUUAAGUUUCUCCCUCGUACGCAUGUACUAUCCUGGGGCACGUGCUUUUCAGUUAACUCCACCGUUGUUUGCAGUUUAGACAUUUUAAGGCUGUAUGUUACCUUUUUAUUUCAAAACUUUUUACAAACUGUGGUGUUAACCCUUUCUAGCCCAAAGAGAUCCCAGUGACGUGACUGGAGGAGGGAGGGAGGGACGGGCGCUAUUUAUUCAGCAGCUCA